GCGGUGGUGGAGGCAAAGGCGCAGGCUCCAUCUCGGCGCAGCUGCUGGAGAUGCAGAAGCAGGUGCACACUCUCAACGUCGAAAGCGGCGAGAGUGGCAGCGGUGCCGAGUCUGCUGUCAAGAAGCGGUUGGACGAGCUGGAGGGCUUUCUCAAGCAGUUGGUUGGCGUCGACACUCCAGAGGUUGCCCAGCUGGUGGCGCAGCACACAGCUGAGCAGCAGCUCAAAACUCUCGGUUUCAAGAUCACCAAGCAGCAGAUCACCAAGCAGCAGAACGUCCGCGAGGCGAAGCAGGCGCAGCUGCUGGCCCUGCAGGCGGAGCUCGCCUCGCAGGAUGCCGUGCUCGCGGAAUCCCGCAAGCAGCUGCUCGAGCUCGAGAGCCAGCGGGCCCAGCUCUAUGGCGUUCUGCCGCAGCCGCCCACGGGGCCACCUGGCGCCGACGCUGGCAACGACCAGAGCAGCUGGACGCUGCCCAAGCUGGAGCACGUGCUUUUGGCUGCUGGCGCUGCUCCUGACCUUCCGCAGGAGGCGGCUGCAGCGGUGGGCAAGAUUCGCCAAACCCAGGCCCAGCGAGAGGCAAACGAGAAGCAGGCAGCUGAAGCAGCUGCGCAGGCAGCCAGAGAGCAGCAGGAUGCUGCCAUGGCAGGCGACGCCGACGAGGUUGGCGUCUCCGCCAUUGACAUCACCUGGCCGCAUCGGCCCGUCACGCUGGCCAUUGCCAAGCGCACAGAGCCGCCGAUCGCCCGCGAGCUCGACGAACCGAGGCCAACCGCGGCGGGGUGGCCGAUGCCCUCGCACAUGGUGCUGCUCCUGGCGGCCUGGCGGGUGCUGCGACGCGGCAUGGAGAGGUGCUGCGACGCUCGCCCCGUCGCACCCCCUGUAAGACCGACGCUGCACAACAUGGACGGCGAGAUGGGCCCCUUCGACGAUGUGGACGCGACGCCGCUGGGCGCCGAAGGUCGUUCGUCGCCAAGAUGGACGCUGGUGGAGAUAGCCAGUCUCCAGAUCCCAGUCUCGCUCACGAUGGACAUGGAGGUGGUGCUGCACAGGCGGAAUCUGGCGGCUUGCCUGGGCCUGGUCAGGGACCGCGGUGAGGACCCCGACCAGGUAGUGGCGCAGCGACGACAAGAAGCAUGCCAACGGGAGCUCCGACGGCACACCCAGCACUGGAUCGGCGACCCGCUCAACGACCAGCAGACAGAGCAGGACGUUCUGGACGACUGGAUGGAGUGGUGCGUGCCGUACACAGCGGAGCAGCUGCGGGGCCCAGUCUUUGAUGCCCUGUGGGACGGUGGCGGCUGGGGCGAGGCGGUGGACAUGCAUUUACGAGCCUUCGAGCAGCAGCGGGAGUGGCUCGACCAGCGCUCAGGAAUGGUCUUCCACGGGCUGCAACGCUACACGCGGCUCGAUAGCCUGGCCGCCGAGCUGCUCGCCUUCGAGGCGUUCUGCGGCGAGAGCGAGCUCUACAUCUCGUUCCAGGGCAUCGUGGCAGGCUGCUCGCAGGACCAGGCGCUGUACGACCCGCUCUACACGGCGACCACCAGCAUCGUCUACAUGCAUGCGACCCAGCUCUGGGAAGGCCGGGUGGAAAUGCAGGCCCUCAGGGCCGCGCGGCGGGUCGUGGGCGGCCAGAUGCGCACCCAGCCCAGCUGGGGCAGAGUACGUGGACCCAUCGGCGCGCUGUGGCUUUCUUUGGCUCGGAUCGGCUGGCGGCUCAGCUCGGCUACCACGCUCGAGACCGACCUUAACGCUGUGUUGCACCUCCUGGAGAUGUCACCUCGCGACGUCCGUGACCAAGUCAAAAAGGGGGUCACGCGCUGGCUGUUGGCGCGGGCCGAGAGCCACAUCGAGGGACACAACGGCGAGCAGUCUCGACGCAGGUUGCGCGGAACCCAGUCGUCCCAAGCCUUCGAGCUGGAUCGAUCUGCCCGCGUGCUGGCCUCGACCGAGCCCUCGAGCCCGUCUGGGCGCUGGUUUGCCUCGGAG
This is a messenger RNA of Prorocentrum cordatum, 1985 nucleotides long. NCBI's taxonomy places the organism in Eukaryota, Dinophyceae, Prorocentrales, Prorocentraceae. The record is from the annotation of a GenBank genome assembly.